Messenger RNA from Aspergillus sclerotioniger CBS 115572, 2388 nucleotides. RefSeq lists its product as uncharacterized. The record is from RefSeq and is a predicted model, not a curated record. Bases 397 to 2241 code for a protein of 614 amino acids. Gene Ontology annotation, biological process: endoplasmic reticulum unfolded protein response. Gene Ontology annotation, molecular function: protein binding. The transcript is spliced from 2 exons. Lineage: Eukaryota; Fungi; Ascomycota; Eurotiomycetes; Eurotiales; Aspergillaceae.
CUGCCUGGUUACCAUCCGUGCAGUCGUGUGCUUCUUUUAUGUCGGGCAGCCGGUUGGUGCAGUCAAUCUUGGUGUCUCAGGCCAUAUUCCCCGCUGGUUUGUUCUCUGCCUGGCUGGUGUGGUGGUGGAUGUAACCUGUCGCGUGUUGAAAAGGACACCGUCAUCGUUCCGGCUUCCUGUAUACUUCUUCAGUGGAUCCAUGCUGCCUGACUCGUGCUCCUUCCUGCCAGUUGUCUGCUAUUCACGUUUAUCUUGUCUUCACUUCCGUUAACGAACCACGCCAGCUUGUUCCAAUUGUUUUGCUACUCUCUCCUACUGCAUGGGCUGUAGCGACCUCGAUUAUGCGCCUGUGAUUGCAAUUCCACUUAUCUCCCAGAAGGACAAAACGAUCCCAGAAUGACCUCGUCUGAAACCCCGUCCGCUCUAGCAGAGUCUCAGAGCAUUGCCUUACAUGUGCUAUGUCCAUCCUUGCCUCCUCCCAACCGAUUUACGCUCUACGAUAUCUCUCCGUCCAUCACCGUCUCCGCUCUCAAGGCGCGAAUCGCCCAGACAAUUCCCAGCGAACCGUCGCCCGAGACUCAGAGGCUAAUCUACCGGGGAAAGCCCCUUACAAACGAUGAUGUGGCGCUGAGUGAUCUGCUCGAGCCAUCCAAUGACCCCGAGUAUUCCAUCCACCUCGUCCUUCCUCCUGCCCCAGUACCCCAUGCGACCAGCUCCGCUCGAACUCCUGCGCCAAUAGCCCGGGGAACUACAGGCAUUCCUGCGCCUCAGAGUCCAUUUGCGUCGAACCGAUUCCAACCGCAGUACUUGCCGCACGGACAAGAGAUCAGGUAUCGGGGUCCCGCAUUGCCCGCUGUUCCCCAUGAAGCAGAGAUCGGGCUUGCUUUGCGACGGAACAUUGAGGCGAUUCGGCGACAGAUUGAUAUGCAAGAACGGGUCGGACCGUUGGGAAGCGCAGCGGCAGGUACCGCGGGGGCGACUUCACACUCGUUGACCACGACCACGACUACAACCACGGCAUCUCCAUUCCCUCAGCAACCAACAUGGCCUCAGAUGGCUCCGGGCCUGUCGCAUCCAGGGCAUUCGUCCAUCACAUCAUCGGACUGCACAGCAGCCUCCAGUAGCAACCUCCCCGAAGAAGUCCGAUUGCGUCUACAGAUCCUCAGACAUCAGAUUGGUUUUGGCGAAGAGCAACUGAACCGUGGGGUUGCACCGCCGAUGGACCAUAUUAUCCGAAUUCGGACUCAACUGUUCGCGCUUCUCGACGACCAGUACCAGAAUCCGCUGGCCGAACGCGAUGGCUCGAUCGAAGCGUUGCUUACCCGUGUCUUCAACAUCUACACCCGCGCCGAUCAACUCCACGUUUCCCACGCCCGGACUUUCCCAACCCCUGUUCUAUCUGGUCCUCCACCAAACCCUACCCCUGGACAGGCUCCGUUGUAUCUGCUUUCAUCGCCAAACGGGUAUCAAGCAUUGAUUGCGUCUCCGCGGGGCGCCGAUACCGUGCACUCGUCCAUUGAUGCGCUUCGUGCUAUACACUCCCCGGUAGGAACCUCUGCGCCUCGCCCCGGUGCCCCGCCAGAGCUGCACAAUGCGAACGCCAUGGUCAUGGAGAAUAUCGUCCGUCAGGCGGUGCUAAACCAGCGCGUGGAGAACAACGGGCAGAUGAGCUUUGCGCGGAACAUGCGGCGCAUCUGGCUGUUUGUUCGGUUGUAUUUCUUCUGCUACAUGUUCAGCGAGCCCGGCACGUGGUCUCGUGUGAUGUUUGUGACUUUGGCUGUUCUCGCAUCGCUCUUAUCAGAGACCGGGAUCCCGCAGCAGCUGUACCGGCUGCUUGUAGCGCCGGUGCAGCAACACCUGGAAGGACUGGUGCAUUUUGCCCCGGAUGAACCGGCCCCAGCCCCCUCAGGCACCCAGCCCACAGAUAGUCAAAACCCAGGAACAAGAGCCGGGUCAGCUAGUCCGCCAGCCGGGCUGCGAUACCAGCUUCGACGAGUAGAACGGUCAGUGGCGCUCUUCAUUGCGAGCUUGGUUCCGGGCGUAGGUGAACGACACGUCGAGGUGCGCAACGCCGCCGAAGCCGCCCGGAAUGCCGAGCGCGCGCGAGAGGAAGAGGAGCGGCGUCAACGCGAGGAGGCCAGCACGAGUGGUGACGCGCAAGCGCAAGAGAACGGCGGCGAGAACAGCGGAGAGAGAGCUGCAGAGAAUGGACCCAACACGAUACCCCAAGCUGAGAAUUAACCACACACUGUUGACUCGAUUCCGACUACUAAGUAUAUACUGAGUAUUCGGGUCGUUUCACAAGAUGUAUGAUAGCUGCAUUCACGACCACUUUACGUGGGACUAUCUAGUCUAUCAGUUAUCUCUACGUACGCAUAUACCCAAGAA